AUGGUAAGGGCUAUUCAUACGGUGAAGCCUGAACCUGUAGAAGAGGCACAGUCACCACCAUUGCCACCACCUAAGAGAGGCAGAAAAUCAUCACAGAAAACAGCAAAAGCAGUCAAACAAGAGGUAGAAGAAGAACAAAAUGAAGACGCAAAACCAGCUCCGAAAAGACGGAGAAAAGCAUCAAAUAAGGUAAAUAGCUAUAAAGAAGAAGAACAAGAGGACAAAGAGGAGGGAGAGACAUACAAACAGGAUAGCAGUGACGAAUCAGCCACUGAAAAACCAGCAGCAAAGAAGAAAAGAGGCGGAGGUGGAGGGGGCAAAAGGGCCAAAAAGCCAAAAGAGCCAAUCGUAUACAUUAUACCCGAUGUGCCAAGAAGAGACUUUCGAUUGGAAGGACCUCCAGAGAAACGAGCAGAGCGUAGUAAUGGCUAUAGCGGAAGAUUAGGAUUUGCCUGUUUGAAUACAGUUUUGCGAAACGAAGACCCGCCGAAGUUCUGCUCACGGAACGUCCGAAUCAAAACAAUUCAAGAAAAAGGCUUGGAUUAUGUCAAAGACUUAGCAAGACAAAAUGUGUUGGACAUUAUCCCAUUACUAGAAUGGAAUGCGGCUAAUAAUAUUCGUAUGAUGCGUUUAUCAUCAGAAAUCUUUCCUUUCGCAUCACAUGAUGUGUACGGAUAUGAUAUCUCAUUUGCUGCAAAGGAACUUGCAGAAGCCGGUGCAGCAGCAAAAAGACUCGAUCAACGGUUAACCAUGCAUCCCGGUCAAUUUUGUCAACUUGGAACGCCAAAGCAGAGUGUACUGGAAGCCAGUUUGAGAGAAUUGGACGUUCAUGCAAAAGUCUUGGAUUUGAUGGGCGUUGGAAGUGAAGGUGUUAUGAUCUUACACGGUGGCGGUACGUUUGGAGAUCGAGAAGCAACAUUAGAGCGUAUUCGGGAUACGAUCAACAAUCGUCUUUCGCCUUCGGUACGAAGUAGACUCGUUUUGGAAAAUGAUGAAUUGGGCUAUAGUGCUGAAGAACUUUUACCGUUAUGUGAAUCACUCGAUCCACCGGUUCCUUUGGUGUUCGAUUUCCAUCAUGAUAUGCUAAGGCCAUCUUCCCUUUCGCCUGCUGAGAUUAUUGAACGUGCAGAAGCGAUUUUUGCUAAACGAGGUGUUCCGCCAAAAUAUCAUCUUUCCGAACCAAGGCCAGGAGCGGCAAAUUCUCGUGAUCGAAGGGCACAUUCUGAUCGUUGUGCAGAACUUCCGCCUGAUUUACCGGCAGAUGCAGAUUUGAUGUUAGAAUGCAAAGAUAAAGAACAAGGCGUUUUGGAAAUGUUUCGUAUUUACGGUUUACACGAUGUUCAACAUGAUGUCUUACGUCCUCCGGCAAAUGACUUGACAAUGUCAACCGCUGGCAGGAGAUCGAAAUUGGACGGUCAAGGUGGCGCAACGCAUCCUAAUCCGGCAAGACGAUCGCCCAAAAAAGAGAAUGGGGAAGAACAAUCCGAGAGCGAAGUAGAGCCAUCACCCAAAAAGAAACGUGAAACGGAUCAUUCUCUAAUCGAAAGAUUGAUCGAAAAAGCAAAGGUGCUGGCAGCAAAACGUGGUAAAGAAUACAAAGGACCAAGAAGUCAAUCUGAAAUCGAUCAAAGCAAAGAAGGUUUAGCAACCAGUAUAGAAGUCAAGCGUGAUAUGGAAAUGCAGGCAGAUUGGAUUCGUGCAGAAUUACGUGCAGGAAGAGAACGUAGACCUUUCCCUGGUUCAGCAGACGCACAAGCCGAACUUAAUAAACCUGAGUCACAAUCACAACCUGAACCUGAUGCUUAUUGA
This is a messenger RNA of Meira miltonrushii, 1809 nucleotides long. RefSeq names its product UvdE-domain-containing protein. Gene Ontology annotation, molecular function: endonuclease activity. The transcript has a single exon. Gene Ontology annotation, cellular component: nucleus; mitochondrion. The coding region runs from base 1 to 1809 and encodes 602 amino acids. Gene Ontology annotation, biological process: nucleotide-excision repair; mitochondrial DNA repair; response to UV. Lineage: Eukaryota; Fungi; Basidiomycota; Exobasidiomycetes; Exobasidiales; Brachybasidiaceae. The record is from RefSeq and is a predicted model, not a curated record.